Theobroma cacao (cacao) is the source of this 698-nucleotide messenger RNA. Its product is annotated as Ribosomal protein L14p/L23e family protein. The record is from RefSeq and is a predicted model, not a curated record. Gene Ontology annotation, cellular component: ribosome; cytosolic large ribosomal subunit. Gene Ontology annotation, molecular function: large ribosomal subunit rRNA binding; structural constituent of ribosome. Gene Ontology annotation, biological process: translation. NCBI's taxonomy places the organism in Eukaryota, Viridiplantae, Streptophyta, Magnoliopsida, Malvales, Malvaceae.
AAUUUGCCGUCUAUAUAACGCUCAAAAACCCUAGCUCUUGUCCUCUGUUUCUCUUUAGCCGUCGAAAAUGUCGAAGCGAGGACGUGGAGGGUCAGCUGGUAACAAGUUUAGGAUGUCACUGGGUCUGCCAGUGGCAGCCACAGUGAACUGUGCUGAUAACACUGGUGCUAAGAACCUCUACAUCAUCUCGGUGAAGGGAAUCAAGGGCCGCCUUAACCGCUUGCCAUCUGCUUGUGUUGGAGAUAUGGUUAUGGCUACUGUCAAGAAAGGGAAGCCCGAUCUCAGGAAGAAGGUCUUGCCUGCCGUCAUUGUGAGGCAGCGCAAGCCCUGGCGCAGAAAGGAUGGAGUUUACAUGUACUUUGAAGAUAAUGCUGGAGUCAUUGUGAAUCCAAAGGGUGAAAUGAAAGGUUCUGCUAUAACUGGUCCAAUUGGGAAGGAGUGUGCCGAUCUGUGGCCAAGGAUUGCAAGUGCAGCCAAUGCCAUUGUUUAGGAGUUCAAAUUUUAGAUAUUUUGUUUCUCUUCGGUGGACUAAUUAUAGUUUGCUUGAUUAAGAUUUUGUUACAAGUUUUGUUUGUUCAGAAUAUCAGUUGGAUGAUUUUGGUUUUGGUUUUGAAUUUGAAGAUGGAAUGUAGUUUAUGGAGAGCUUUACCUAUGGUUGUCAUGGAUGUGGCCAUUUUUUAAAUCAUGUUGGUGAUAUA